This is a messenger RNA of Ceratitis capitata (Mediterranean fruit fly), 2031 nucleotides long. RefSeq names its product glucose-6-phosphate 1-dehydrogenase-like (gene Zw). Gene Ontology annotation, biological process: pentose-phosphate shunt, oxidative branch; glucose metabolic process. Gene Ontology annotation, molecular function: glucose-6-phosphate dehydrogenase activity; NADP binding. The record is from RefSeq and is marked provisional. Lineage: Eukaryota; Metazoa; Arthropoda; Insecta; Diptera; Tephritidae. Gene Ontology annotation, cellular component: cytosol.
UUAAAGUGUAAACUAAAACAUUUUUAAGUUUUAAACAAAUUAUUUGAUUUGCUUUAAAUAUGGCCACUCAGCAUUUCACCAAUGGCAGCGGCACCGACGAUGGGGAGACCGCACUCGAACAUAUCAUCAAAUCAUUGGAGACUCCAACAAUGAAGUGCGAGGGUACACAUUUCGAUUCCCAUGUGCCGCACACGUUUGUCAUCUUUGGUGCUUCGGGUGAUUUGGCCAAAAAGAAAAUCUAUCCAACCUUGUGGUGGCUUUACCGUGAUAAUUUACUGCCGAAAUCAACUAAAUUCUGCGGUUAUGCACGUUCGAAGUUAACGAUUGAGGAGUUGCGGGCGAAGUGUCAUCAAUACAUGAAGGUGCAACCGGACGAGCAGGCAAAAUAUGAGGAAUUCUGGCAGAAUCAUGACUACGCUGCGGGUAGCUAUGAUCAGCGCAGUGAUUUUGUGGCUUUAAAAGAACGUUUGAGCAGUUUGGAGAGCUGCAAUUGUAGUUGUAAUCGCAUAUUUUAUUUGGCCUUACCGCCGUCCGUCUUUGAGCGAGUCACUGUGAACAUUAAGGACAUUUGUUUGGCUGAACGCGGCUGGAAUCGCGUUAUUAUCGAAAAACCUUUUGGUCGCGACGAUGUCACUUCAAAGAAACUAAGCGAUCAUCUCGCAUCACUCUUCCACGAGGACCAACUCUAUCGUAUCGAUCAUUAUCUGGGCAAGGAAAUGGUGCAGAAUCUAAUGACCAUUCGCUUUGCCAAUAAAAUUCUCAACUCCACAUGGAAUCGGGAAAAUAUCGCCUCAGUGCUGAUUACAUUCAAGGAACCCUUCGGCACACAAGGACGCGGCGGCUACUUUGACGAGUUUGGCAUUAUACGCGAUGUCAUGCAAAAUCACCUGCUGCAAAUAUUGUCUUUGGUCGCCAUGGAGAAACCCACCUCCUGCCAGCCGGAUGAUAUACGCGAUGAAAAAGUUAAAGUAUUGAAAAGCAUUCCAGCACUUACAUUGGACGAUAUGGUUUUGGGUCAAUAUGUGGGCAAUCCAAAUGGCGUUGGUGAGCAACGCGAGGGGUAUCUCGACGAUCCGACAGUGUCGAACGAUUCCAACACACCCACUUACGCGCAGGGUGUAUUGCGUAUCAAUAAUGAACGUUGGGACGGCGUACCCUUCAUCUUACGUUGCGGUAAAGCGCUGGACGAACGGAAAGCCGUGGUGCGUAUACAAUAUCGUGAUGUGCCUGGCGAUAUUUUCGAGGGCAACAGCAAACGUAAUGAGUUAGUUAUACGUGUGCAACCCGGCGAGGCGUUGUAUUUCAAAAUGAUGACCAAAAGUCCGGGUAUAACUUUCGAUAUAGAGGAGACCGAGUUGGACUUAACCUAUGAGCAUCGCUACAAAAACUCCUACCUGCCGGAUGCCUACGAACGUCUCAUUUUGGAUGUAUUCUGUGGUUCACAAAUGCAUUUCGUGCGUUCCGAUGAGCUGAGCGAGGCGUGGCGCAUCUUCACGCCGGUCUUGAAUGAAAUCGAAAACAACAAGGUUAAACCCAUACCUUAUGUAUUUGGUUCACGUGGUCCCAAGGAGGCGGAUCAGAAGACGUCGGAGAAUAACUUCAAAUAUUACGGUUCCUACAAGUGGAUUGGAAAGAAAUAGAGUUUGGUGUGGCUAAAUCUAUGGCAGCAGUGUGCACCUACGUACAUACAUAUGUUUGUAUGUAUGUAGGGGGACCAAUGAAUAAGAUAAACGCGUAGAAAAGACAAAUACUUAAGCGAUUGUAUAAGCAAUUUGAAGAAAAUGAUUGUGUACAUAUGUACAUACAUAUUUGUAUAUUUGUAUAUUUGUAAAUGUACUCGUAGCUUGUAGUUAAUGAUGUAAUGAAUGGAUUGUGCGAGCGACCUCUGAACUUUGUACCAGAGCAUCGGGUAUACAAUAAUACUUUUUGUUAAAUGGAAUAAUGGAUUUGUAAAUAAAAUAAGUUUUUUAAGCCAAUUUUUUUUUGCUCAAAAUGAAAUACAAAAUAAAACCUAAAGGACAAGUGUAAAAA